This is a messenger RNA of Schistocerca nitens (vagrant locust), 4124 nucleotides long. RefSeq names its product protein daughter of sevenless (gene dos). Bases 127 to 2550 code for a protein of 807 amino acids. Lineage: Eukaryota; Metazoa; Arthropoda; Insecta; Orthoptera; Acrididae. The transcript has 11 exons. The record is from RefSeq and is a predicted model, not a curated record.
AACAGUAUGAAGAUUCUCAGAUGCACGAGUCAUAGCGAAGGCGACGUAGAAGCUAAGAUGUGUUUGUGGUGAUGCGAUGACAGUGAUACAAUUUGUAUACAUCUGUAUUCUGGUUGUGUUUUAUUCAUGACAGAUAUGUCAAGUAAUAGCCUCGAAAUUGUUCAUGAAGGUUGGCUAAUCAAGUCUCCACCGACAAAGCCUAUUUGGAGAGCGGAGCUCUUUGGGAGAAGGAGCGUGCAGCGGUCGUGUCGAGUGGUGUAUGUGGCGCCCAUGUACUUCCCCAGUGGUGGGCUGCCUCCUGCGGAACAGCCUUCCAAAUACCUGCACUGUGCAACCCGCUGGCGGCGUCGGUGGUUCGUGCUACGUCACUCCGGGGAGUUGCCUGGACAGUACUUCCUGGAGUACUAUGCGGACCGCAAUCGGCGCAAGCUCAAGGGCAAGAUAGACUUGGACCAGUGCGAACGGGUUGAUGCAGGUUUAUCAUUUGAAAACCGUAAGGUGAAGUACCAUUACAUGUUUGAUGUCCAGACUCCAAAGAGAACGUAUUACCUUGCAGCUGACUCAGAAGAGGACAUGAACAAAUGGGUUGAAUGCGUAUGCCAAGUUUGUGGACUUAAGGCAUACCAAGAUGAUGAUGUUGAUGUGGAGGAAGCAGCAGACGCAGUACAGCUCCCUAUGUUGCUUGCAGCUGCAGAUGGUGCUACUGCUGUUGAAUGUGUGCCAGAGAUGAGGGGCAGUGCCACAAAUAUCAGUGCUACAAAUACAAGUACCAGUGCAACGGACUCGCCACCAGUAUCACCAGUUAGCACUGUCUCGGGUCCAUACAUAGCUAUUAGUGAAUGCAUAUCAGGGCAUCCACUUACAGGGCCAGAGGAUAAUCUGGACGAGCUGCUGCAGCGUGAUACUCAUAUAUUCAUGACCCGUGCCCAUUAUGGGCUUGUCAACACAGAGUAUGGUACAGCUGUCCACCAAGCUCGAAGUGUCAAGGGAAAGGAACCAGAACCAUCAUCUGUUAAACCUACUAUAGUCCUUCAGAAAGCACCUGUACCUGCAGCACGCAAGCGGCAAGUGUAUGAAGAGGCGCCACCUCCAGAAGUAGUAACUGGAGAAUUUUAUGACUUACCACGAAAGCUACAUCCACCAAACUUAGAUUUGCAACAGAGCAGUGGCACUGGCUUGGGAACACCACCCCACAGUCCUAACACGGAUGGAGAGAGUGUGUUCACAGAUGAUGAUACUGUUGGACCAGGUCACGGAACUACACGCAGCCUCCCAUCUGUGAACUGGGAAACUUUUCCCAGUAGUGCAGAAGCCGAUACAAUGAGUCUGCCCAGAACAACUCGCCCAUCAGACAGUUCAACAGAGGGGGAUGUUGGUUCGUGGAGCGUUGUUCGCCGCUUUGGUCGUCUAACUGUAGUCGAUAGUGAUAUACCACCUCCUGCACCACCUCGACCACCUAAGCCAUCUCACCUUACAUCAGUCGACAACAGUGCUGGGCCAAGUUAUAUGAAUUUGGACAAUAUUUCCAGUCAGAGCACAGGAUCGACAGUAGUUAACAGUGACAAGGGUUCCCAGGAGCCUCCGUCACCUGUGUCACCACCUCAUACUGAUGUCAUUGUUGUAACAGACGACAUGUAUGACUUUCCAAGGUCGCAUCAGUAUCCAGUUACAGCAGGAUUAGUGUCUGGAGGUGAAGCUGAUGGAACUGGUUCUCUCUCUCGGAUGCCUUCUCUGUCAAGGCACUGUUACAGCAAUGCUGCUCCUGUACAAGUAAAUGGAGAUGUUUUUAGGUACGAUUUCCAUGAUGAUGUAGUAAACGUGCCCCUUCAAGAUGGAACUAUAGGUGACGAACCACCAUCUCCACAGUCAGAGGGAUCCUGCUCUGGUUCUGUAGCGUCAUCAUCGACUGCAGCUGCAUAUUCCAAUUUGCCAAGUCCGAGUCCUCUUGGACAGGUGCCAACCCCACCAGCUGUGGACAGGGGCCUGAAGCCUGGCCGCAAACUGUCUGACACACUGUCCAUUGCUUCAAAUGAGCUGUCACCUGGUGCAUAUCCUGCACCACCCAGUGUGGACAGAAAACUGAAGCCAAAUCGCAGGUUCAAGGAUAUUGUGACAGCCGUUCCUGAAACAGGUGUUCUCAACUUGGCCUCGCCUCCAGCAUGUCGUCCAGUGAUGGAUGGAAGCCGCAGUCUCAGGAGGACACGUGCUGCUCCCAGUCCAACUCCCCCUUCUACAACAGCACCACAACUGCUGAAUGGACAACGUCAGCGAUCAGAUUAUAACACAAGUUCUGAUGAAGAUAAUCGGAGCUCGUUUGAUGAUGAUCAGAUUUCUCGAUUGCGACAGCGGUUGCCAGAGAUACAGUACCUGGAUCUGGAUCUAGAUUCUGAUACAAGUGGUAUGCAUUCUGCUCAUUUGCCAAGAUCCCCUGAGCGACCAGUUUGCACAGGAACUGUAUACAAGACAAUUGAUUUUGUGAAAACAGAAGCACUUAAUCACACUCGGCAACAUAUGGAAGAAGAAAGAAGAAGGUGUCCUUUUGAAUUAUGACCCCUGCAUAUGCAGAGGUAGCUCUGCCAGACUUCAAAACUAGAUUUUAAAAUAUUUUACUUUUUAAAAGUGCGGCGGCUGUCAUACCAUUAGAAGUAAUCAAGAAGUUUUGUACUUUCAGUCCUUAUUUGUGUGAUAAAUACCAUUGCAGCAGUAUUUCACACAGUUUCUGUUUUGUCACAGUUUACUCAGAAACCUUAGUAAAAUAUGCAGAUAUUUAUGCAUACUACAGUGCAUGAAGCUUGUGAUAACAGAAAUCAUCAUAUCAGUAUCUGUUGCAAGAUAGUGACUGACAUCUGUUUCUUAGGAAUUUGUUACUUCAUGUACAUUGCAAAAUGAGUGAAAUGCCCGUAUUAACUCAUCUAUUGCAUCACUGCUUCUUGAAAUGUAACACUCUUAAGAUGGAAAUCCAGGAAGCUUCUUUCCUGGAGCUCUGCAGAUUUGCAGAAUUUUUACCUGGCGGAUAUCUGAUGUAAUUAUGUUGCAUGUUAAGAAGUCAGAUUAUUGUUUAAUAGUAAAUGAGCUGGUGUCUUUUAUUGUUUUGGAUUUAAUGAAUGCAAGGGAUGAGUAAACUUAAUAAACUAGAACAAAAGUAACUAUAUGCUGUAAUUAUGAUCUCUGAAGAUGGACAAUACCAAUGCAGUGGUUACAUAUGGUGGCUCUUUAAGUGUUUCUCAGCUUGGUGCAACUCUUAAAAAUUCAUGCCACAUUGAUUCCACACAUGUGGAAAGCUGUAACAUUUAUGACUCGUGUACUAGGCUUCUUUAUAGAAGAAGCUCUUCUUGGCUUCAUAGGGUUGACUAUGUAAAUCUCAAGCCUCCCUGCCUUGAAACAAUAGAGUAACAUGGCUGGAAUGAAAAUCAGUUUGUGACACUGUAUCAUUGUGCAUCUGUUUCUUUCACAAAACAUUUUUUACAAAUUAAUCCACUUGUUCUGUUGGGCAUGUUACUUUCCAUCUAAGAAUUUUUGGAAAUUGAGGCAUACUGAUUUGAAAUAUUUUUAGUGCUGUAAUGUUGUAUAUUAGUAAUAUCCCAAUGAGUGCGACAGACCAACAGCUAAUCAUAGUGUGCUCCCUUUUGUGUCUGUAGUAAUGUGCAUACGUCUCAAUCUUCUGUGUAGUGUCUCUGAAUGACAAUAAAGCUUGUUGUUUUAUGAUUGAAAAGCUGUUGGUCAGUCUUUCAUGUGUAUAUCACCAAAAGCCUUGUUGAGUAAACAGCUGUCAUAUCUAUGCUGGUUAUUAAUGCACAAAUACUUGUGAAAUGUACCAUCUUCGCACAAUUCACUCUGUUUAACAGACUGUUGACUGUUUAAUGCCACAUUGUUACAUUAAAGAAGUAAUUAUGUCAUUAUGUAUAAAAGAGUGUAGUAUUUUGUAUAGUUUUUUCUAUCUUCUUAGAAGAGAUUUUUCAUACUGAUGGCGUCAGAGUAUAGAAAUGGCUGUCAUUAAUGUAAGUACAUUUAUGUACUAUUACUUUUGUAGUGUGCCAUGAAGUGCCAUCACUUUUUAAAAGAAUUUAUUUAUGAAUGUUUGUCACAUCAGUGCCGUGUUAAAAUAUUGAUAGAGAAAUCUUAUU